Molecule: messenger RNA, 1155 nt
Organism: Solanum pennellii
Lineage: Eukaryota; Viridiplantae; Streptophyta; Magnoliopsida; Solanales; Solanaceae
Exons: 2
Coding region: 1-1155 (384 amino acids)
Source: RefSeq, a predicted model, not a curated record
AUGGAUUUUGGAGAUAAAAGUUGGAUGAAUCUCCGAAGAUCCACCAAUGAAUAUAUUCAUGAAGUUAAUGAUUUUCUUGAUAAAGCAUUUGAACGAGCUUCGCAAGGAAAUGAAAUAUUGUGUCCUUGUAAGAAGUGCUUUAAUCGUAAUUGGCAUUGUCAAAAUAUGGUAGAGGAUCAUUUGAUUUGUCAUGGAUUUGUUCAUGGAUACACCAAAUGGGUUUUUCAUGGAGAAGGAUUUUCCCCAAGAAAUACGCCACAUCCAACCAAUGAAGAAGAAACUUCUAACAUGCAUGACGACAUUGAUAGAUUACUUCAUGAUACUUUUAGAAAUGUAGUAGAUGAUCAGAGACAUGAAGGAGUGAGAGAGGUCCACCUGAAGAUGCAAAGAGAUUUUUUUAAAUUAGUGGAGGAAGGGAAAGAAGAGUUGUAUUCGGAGUAUUUGUUGGACUUGAUUAGAGAGGCAUUUCCAUUUGCUCAGAUACCCGACUCGUUUUACAAGGCAAAAAAGGUCAUAAAAGAGUUGGGUCUUCAUUAUGAGAAAAUACAUGCUUGCACUAAUGAUUGCAUGUUAUUUUGGAAUGACAGUGCAAAGUUAGAUAAUUGUUCUGUGUGUGGAGCUUCAAGAUGGAAGAGUGUUCGUAAUGACUUAAAUAAUAAUGUUACGAAAAUUCCAGUGAAGGUUUUAAGGUACUUUUCUUUAAAGCCUAGGCUUCAGAGGAUAUUCAUGUGUUCUGAAACAUUUGUAGCUAUGAGAUGGCAUGAUACUGAACGACUUAGAGAUGGAAAUUUAAGACAUCCUGCAGAUGGUGAAGCUUGGAAGGAUUUUGAUUCAUUGCAUCCUGACUUUGCUAAUGAUGCUCGUAAUGUUAGAUUGGGUCUUUCAAGUGAUGGUUUCAAUCCAUUCAGAACUAUGAGCAUUUCCCAUAGCACAUGGCCAGUUAUGUUAAUGAACUAUAAUUUAUCACCAUGGACUUGCAUGAAGUUGGAGAAUAUUAUGUUGUCAAUCAUUAUUCCAGGUCCAUCGUCUCCGAGAAAUGAUAUAGAUGUAUACUUGCAACCACUGAUUGCGGAGUUGAAGGAACUAUGGGAAGUGGGAGUUGAAACAUAUGAUGAUGUAACUAAUCAAACAUUUCUAAUGCGUGCAGCUUUAUAG